Drosophila grimshawi is the source of this 1347-nucleotide messenger RNA. RefSeq lists its product as uncharacterized. The record is from RefSeq and is a predicted model, not a curated record. The transcript has 3 exons. The annotation marks the transcript as partial. NCBI's taxonomy places the organism in Eukaryota, Metazoa, Arthropoda, Insecta, Diptera, Drosophilidae.
GCGGAGCAACAACAACAACAUCCGCUGCUGUCAGCCAUUUCCGGAAAUAAUUAUGCUGAAACGCAGAGAGCCCAUUACCCAUGGCAGCAUCAGCUACACCAGAAUCCCUAUCUGCAUUAUGAACGACCACUGAUGGGCGUUGCGAGCAACCACAACGGUGCUUAUGCCAGCGCCAGCAGCGGUCACUCCGGGUAUGGCAUGGAUCCAUCGAUGGAGUACGAGACGCCAUCGUCUGGCAGCUAUUCCUCGUAUCAUCCGAGUGGUGGCAGUGCGCCCGCCUAUCCACCGCAUCCCCCACAUCCUCAAACUCAGCCUCAGCAUCCGCCCCAAUAUCAUGCGCCCAAGCCGCCACCCACAAAGCCAGCACCGAAGAAGAAAAAGAGCAGUGGCUCCGUCAUGUCGGCGCUGACGCUGCUCUCGUUCUUCUUUUUCGUAAACAUGCUGCAGAGCUGCAUCAAGGAGCACAUCUCUGACAUGAACCCCACCGUGAUGGUGCUUACGGCGGUCGGCAGUCGCAAUCGCUUCAAUAAAUUAGCUGAAAUGAACUCACGUGAACAAACCUCUACAACAACAUCCGAGUCACAAGCAACGGCAGCAGCCGCAGCAGCCGCAGCUGCAGCAGCAGCAGCAGCAGCAUCUUGGCAGCAGGCAUCAUUGGUGCCAGCACCCAGUACCGCCGUAGUUCCCGUUAUUGUUACGCCAUCUGUGACUUUGCAUACGCCAUAUAGCAGUGGAUUGGUGACUAAUAAGCCAGCCUCGCAUGUCCAGUCGUAUCAGCCGUCACAGACGCCACAUCAUCAGCAUCACCAUCACCAUCACCAGCACAAUGAUGCUGACGAUGAUGGUGAUUAUUAUAAUGGGCAACGCGACCCCUCAUCACACCCUGAUUUCUAUCCUAAUCGCACACACAUUGACCAGUCGCAGUCGGUUGGCAGCGACUCGGACUACUAUUAUCAGCAUCAGUACUACCCAGAAAGGAAGCGACAUCAUCGUCAUCAUUACAUGGACAGCGGCAGUAACGUCGAACCUGGUUGGGCGUAUGGUAACUUGCAUUCACAGUCAGAGUCACAUCCACAUCCACAUUCAAAUCUGCAUCGAGAGUCGUAUGCAGCUGGCAACAAACGUUACUCAUCUUCAGCUUCGUUGGGCGCUCAGUCGGGCGUGAGCUCUUACACGGAUAAUGCGCGGUCCAGGCAUGUCGAUGAUGGUGAUGAUGAUGACUUUGAUAAUGGUGAUUAUGAGCAGCGCUACAAAAAUCGACAUCAUAAUGGCGAUGAAGCUGAUGCGCAUGCUGACCGUGGUCCACAACGACGCACUGGCGAUUCCUUCUACACGCAUAAUAAUUGA